GCCUUGUUAUUAUUUGAAUGUGCUCCUUGCCCCUAGCUUAGCUUCAUUCUCAAAUCAACUGCCUACACUUUCCGAUAAUCCCAUUACAAUAAUCAUGUCUUCUUCAAAUAAUCACAUAACAUGUAUUAUAGUCCUAUCUCUCAUCACCAAACCUCAAUCAUUCGAUACUUUUUCUAAUGUUCCUUGUUAUUAACCAAUCCUCAAUUUCACUCCCUAACCUCUACUAAAUCACACCAUAUUUAUCUGGAAAGUAAGUUAAGUUUCAUUUCUCCCACCAAACUUCAAACCUUGUAUUCGAUAUUUCUAUGUCAUGGACCGACACAUAGAUGAACAUCACGAGUGUGAGAGCCAAACGCCUACUAGGAACAUAAUUUUCGGAAAGUACGAGGUUGGAAGGCUCCUAGGCCAGGGCACAUUUGCCAAGGUCUACUAUGGAAAAAAUGAUGCGACGAAUGAAAACGUGGCAAUAAAAGUGAUCAGCAAAGAGCAGGUGAGAAAAGCAGGGAUGGUGGAAGCAAUUGAGAGAGAAAUCUCGGUUAUGAGAUUGGUUCGGCACCCAAAUGUGGUCGGCCUUAAAGAGGUCCUAGCUACCAAGGGAAGAAUAUAUUUCAUCAUGGAAUACGUCAAGGGAGGUGAACUAUUCUCCAAAAUAGCCAAGGGAAGACUCAAGGAGGAAUAUGCAAGAAAGUAUUUCCAACAACUUAUUAGUGCCAUCGAUUAUUGCCAUAGUCGCGGGGUGUCACACCGCGAUCUUAAGCCAGAAAACCUUCUCCUAGACGAGAAUGAAAACCUUAAGGUUACCGAUUUCGGGCUGUCGGCUUUGCCGGAGCACCUUAGGCACGAUGGCCUGCUACACACCCAAUGUGGGACUCCCGCCUAUGUUGCCCCGGAAGUGUUAACGAAAAAGGGUUAUGACGGAGCGAAGGCGGACAUUUGGUCUUGCGGAGUAAUAUUGUUUGCUUUACUUUCAGGGUAUUUACCAUUUCAGGAUGUUAAUAUGAUGAAGAUGUAUCGGAAGAUAUUCAAGGGUGAAUAUGAGUUUCCUCCUUGGUUCCCUCCUGAUGGUAAGCGCCUUGUUUCGAAGCUGUUAGUGGUUGACCCUAAUCGAAGGCUGUCUAUUCAGGGGAUCAUGAGGCAACCUUGGUUUCGAAAGGAUCCUUUGUCGUCUUAUCUGCCUCAACCCCUACAAGUCCCCGAUCAUCAGGACCCUAAAGUAGCAUCACCGCGAUUUUUCAAUGCUUUCGAGUUCAUAUCAUCGAUGUCAUCAGGGUUCGAUCUGUCCAGCUUAUUCGAGAAUAACAAGAAAUCGGGGUCUAUGUUUACCUCCAAGUGCUCUGCCUCGGCUAUUAUGGCAAAAUUUGAAGGCUUGGCUAAGAAAUUGAAUCUUCAAGUGAGUUCGAAGGAGUUUAAAUUGAAGAUGCAGGGGAGGGAAGAGGGGAGGAAAGGGAGGUUGCUAAUGACGGCGGAGGUGUUCGAGGUGGCGGCCGAGGUCACGGUGGUAGAGUUCUCAAAGUGUUCAGGGGAUACACUUGAGUAUGUCAAGUUUUGUGAGGAGGAUGUAAGGCCUGCUUUGAAAGAUAUUGUGUGGAGUUGGCAAGGGGAAACCAACUGCCAACUUAACUGUAAUUCAUAAUUCAAUUUUAAUUUUUGGGAAAUGGGAGUAUGAGUAUGUGAUAAUCACAAUAGGUGAGUGUAAUUCUUAAAAUACUUCACUUGUUUAUGAUUGGGGUGUCAUGUUUUUUUUGUAAAAUAUGAAAUCCUACUUGGUAUGAUUUAAUGAUCUAGAACUAGAAUGUAGUAAGUGUUGAUAUUCAUGAUUCAUCCCCCUCUUACUCAUGUAAUAGGUGUCUGGUAAGAGCUCCCAAAAGGUUCAGACUCCAUAUUGUAAUAUUGUUCUUAAUCAUGCAUAUAACUUUAUGCUUA
This is a messenger RNA of Chenopodium quinoa (quinoa), 1923 nucleotides long. RefSeq names its product CBL-interacting serine/threonine-protein kinase 25-like. Bases 311 to 1633 code for a protein of 440 amino acids. NCBI's taxonomy places the organism in Eukaryota, Viridiplantae, Streptophyta, Magnoliopsida, Caryophyllales, Amaranthaceae. The record is from RefSeq and is a predicted model, not a curated record. Gene Ontology annotation, biological process: protein phosphorylation; signal transduction. Gene Ontology annotation, molecular function: ATP binding; protein kinase activity. The transcript has a single exon.